CUUCUGUCACCCCGGGUAGGGGGUGGGGAUGGGAAUGAAUGACUGAGCUAUCAUCACGUGUUUGCUAGCCUCCUAAAGAAAACCGAUUGACCAAAGUGUGGGAUGAGGGGGGGAGCCUGAUACCGAGAAGCGAGCUGGAAGUAACUCUCAGCCAGGGAAGCCACUUGGCGUGCUGCAGAACACCCCCUCCUCCGCUGAGGCACCCCCACCUCCCACCCCCGGGUCCCGGUAUCUAUCACUGCAUCCUCGCGCGGUGCUGCCGCCAUGGCUUGGCCCUGCAUCAGCCGAGUGUGCUGCCUGGCGCGCUUCUGGAACCAGCUGGACAAGUCGGAUCUGGCCGUGCCGCUCACCAUCCACAAUUACUCCGACAUCGAAGAAGGGGCGGAAGCGGGCGGUGGGGGCGGCAGCCCUCAGCAGCCCCGGAUCCCGUCCGGAGGCACCGCCAGCAGCCGACCCCAAGCCCCUCCGCGGCCAGCCUCUGCCCUGCCGGUCUCCGCGUCCGCCCCCUCGUUGCGGGACAGCCUGGUCGUUGUCAAGAGGCCGUCGAAAAAAAGCGGGGGCAGGCACCGGAAGGAGCCCUUCGCCGCAGAGACUCAGUACCAGCAGGAUUUUCGAGCGUGGCCGCUGCAGAAGAGAGACACCCUGCCCUGGCUUGGGGAGUGUCGGAAAGCUGAACCCACGAGGGCACCUCCGGCCGCCGGAGCCCCUGCCGCCUCUCCCCACGAUGACAUCUUGGCAGGGUCUCGCGUGUACGUGCUGCCGGCGGCGAGGCAGGAGGUGAGCAAUAAGGAGGUUGGCUCCAGACAGGUGUGGCCUUCCUCCUCGCCUCCAGGUAUCGCCAGGACUUCUUACAGACAUGAAUGUCACCCAUGGUCUGCAGGAAAACGAUCCAGGCCUACAAAGACAACACAAGGGUUCAUUAUUCCAGAAGAUCACUUUGUGCAAGAAUCUAGCUACAAGUCAGGCUUUAAGAUUCCAGAAGCAAAGACAAAAUUUUCUUCAAAUCCUUCUGCUGUUUUCCAGGCGCCAUCUCGCAUUCUCAGUAUAUGAAUCUGGAUCAUGAUCAUUUUCUGUUCAACCAGCUUAAGGUUGUGAAAAUGAACAGCUAUGCAACUUUGUAAGUGCUGGUGAGAUAAAAGUAAAGGAUUAUUAAAAGCAGACAUAGUAAUUAUCAGAGUUCAUGAAUCUAAUAUGAAUAUGUAAAUCAUAAAUACUUGAAUUUGAAUUGAAGAUAGUCUAAUUUACAGGAAAGAAUGACCUAGAUUCACAGAUCCUCAUUACCAUUAGCUAGACUUGGUUCCCAUUUGAAACACUGACUUUAGCAAGGAAAAAGGCAAUAUUUUAAGCAGUAUGCUGAUUCUUAAGUAAAAAAACACAUUGUAUAAAAUGCAUUAUUAAUUUUCCAUCUCCAUUAAUUCAUGGUCAUUUUACCCUAAAACAAUUUGGGUAGAUUUUAAUUUUUGUUACUUCUUUUCACUCAUCUUUAAAUGAAUCUCACCCUUUUACAGACAUUUUAAUGCCAUGUUAUUGAGAAUCAUUACAUUACAGAGAAUCCAGAAAUGUGAGUUUUAUUUUAUUUUAAUUAUAAUUAUUUUGUAAAAGUAAUUAAAGCAUCAUAGGAAUGAAAGUACAGUUGGGCUGAGUAGCUUUAAUCACUUAUAUCAUGUCCUUCAGCCACCUCUCAAAUUAUUUAAACACAAACAGCUACAGGGAUCAACUCUUCUUUUUUAUUUUUUCAUUUAAUUUCAUUAUUUUAUUUCAUUUUUAAAUUUUUUACACAGCCCAACUCCUGAAAACUCUGGGCAGUUCAUAGGUUAAAAACAUGAAGAACAAUGAAAUAAUACAUGAUAAAAACAAAGAACAAAAGAUAGAACAACAAAGUAAACCCACAUGACCCAGAAUAGGACUUCAAUAACAAAGCCAGUUUUUCAGGGAUCUCCAAAGCAGCAGGGUGGAGGCCAUCCAGAUCUCUGGGGAGAGGAAUCUCAUUCCAGAAGGCAGGUGGUACAGCAAAGAAGGUGCACCUCUAGAGUCCCAAUAAAUGGCAUUGUUUACUCAAAGGAACUAGGCCACCCCAACCCUGUUGGAUCAAAUUCGGCUGAGCAGAUACUAAGGGAGAUAGGCACAAACCGUGCAUAUAGUAUUCAUUCUGAGUUACUUAAUGUGGUUUCCAUCUUCCCUUCCUUGUUACAUAGCAUGUAACUAUUGGAAUUUAGCUCAAAGGUCAUCUAGUCCUAGACCAUUUCUGAUAAAUGGUGACCCAGCCACUGUUUAUAGAUUUGAAGCAAAGGUGAACCCACCACUUUAUGCAUCAGCUAAUUCCACUAUCUGAUAGAUCACCCAGAUCUGCAUCUUUAAAAUAUAUGAAGACUAUGUUCCUGUCUCUUCUCAGUUGCCUCUUUUGUAAGCUAAACAUAUCUAGAUCCUUUCACUGUACUUCAGUGUUCACUCAGCACUCACUAUUUAGGGCUUGAUUUCCAGAACCUGAACCAUCUUUGUAACCUUCUUCUGAUCUCACUCCAAUUUGUCCUUCUCCUUUGUGCUGCCCAGAACUGGAUGCAGUGCUCCAGGUGGGUUCUGACCAGGGAAGAGUAAAGGAAGCAACAAUUGCUUCCAAUCAAAUGUUGGCUGACGUUUUUGUGGUUCUGGAAGAAAAGGAAAAACUAGAGGCUUGAUACUAUUAGAACAAUUAUAUACUUUCUUCAGAAACUUUUAACAUCAUAUUUUGCUUCAAGAGAUUGUUUGUCAAUAUUGUUUUUUUUUCUUUUGGUGAAGGUGUUCCCUUUACUUAUGGCUUUCUUAUAUCUUUGGUUCAUUUUUUUCCUAGGCUGUUUUCCCGAGUCCUGUUGUUGGUCAUGUGAGCCAAGGUGCAAGCUCCUUUAUGGCUGUAUGACCAAUGUAUAGCCCGUCUGUAACACCCACAUCAAUACAUUCCCAAAUGAAAGUCUAGUCUUUACUGUGAAGUUUAAAAAGUGGGUAUGAUUAAGAAGUAUUACAAACCAUCCUGUUUCUUUUCUAAGUCAGAGAGACCCCUAAAUCAUGCUCUGAAAUGAAAACUGGAUUUUUAAAAGUGAGAUUGCUUUAUUUACUUAUGCUCUGCCCAUUAUACAAAGCAGGUUGUUUAUAUCAAUGUAUGCCAAAUAAGAAACACAGCUCAAAAUGCAACACACAGCCAGAGGAUCACAGCCUCAUCAAUAUUCCAUGAUUUAUGUACCUAGAAUUAACUGAUCUUUAGCAAGCACACUUUUUCCUGGAAGUUUUUUUCAGUCUUGAUAAUGUUUUCCUGAAGGCUUAAUUUCACUGAGAAUUCAGUUAUUAAAUUCUGGAAAGAAAACUCCUUUAAGACAGAACAGAGGCAAUUCACAUUUUCUUGGGGGCUAAUAGCCCUUACUAGUUUGGAUUAAGCAUUGAAUAUUGCACUAGGCCACACAUUAAAGCAAUGGCCAAGAUAAUUUAUUUAAUGUGUAUGUAAAUGUUGUAAAUAGGAAAAAUUUUCCAAAAGAAAAAAGAGUGCAUGCUUAAUAUGAUUUUAUUUAACAUUCAUAGUUUUUGAGUAUGCAAACUAGAACAUGAUUUGCCUUGAAAAAGCAAAAUUGCUGCUUGUUGCUAAGGAAUUAUGUGUUAUAUAUGUUAUAGUGUGAUUUUUAGAGACAAUUUUACUUUUCAUUAUUUUGGAAGAGCAUUUUUGUACAGUAUUGUAAUUUUUGCUUAGACAUUUUAAAUACACUAGUUUUUAAUUCUCAUUCAUUCCUAAUAUUGCAUAUAUUUAAGACAGGGUUUGACAUAAUUAUCACCCCACCUUAAUGCAUUGUUUCAUUUACUUUUGCAGAAGUUACAAUCAUAGUUUGUUGCUGAUUCCAGUAUACUUUUGUAAGCUUUUGAUGGGCACAUCAAAAUGGGAAAUUUCUGAUUCAGGUUGGCCUUCUCAUCUAGCCCAUUUCUGGGUAUACAGUACCCAAGACCCUUGCGAAUUUUAUACUGAAAAAUUCAUAUUUAACAUUCCCUAGUUUAAAAUGUGGCAAAUAACAUGCAGCCAAUUUUUCAUAUAUAAAGAGAAGUGCAAGUACUGUAUAAUUCAGAGAAAAUUGGCUGCAAGCAAGUUGUUUUUUCACGAAAAUUUCCUUAAUUGUAAUCAUUCAGCUAAGAUCUAAAAAGUUAUUUACAUUAUCAGAAAGAGUAUGUGCCUGUUGUGGGUUUUUGUUUUUUAAAUAAGAGGCUCUCUUGCCUUCCACUAGUGCCAUAUCAUAAACUGCUUUUGACAAUAUUUUAUGUAGCAAUCGUUUUCCUUAACAGUAAAGGGCCUGCUGCUUGAGAAUUGUAGUUUCAAAAUCUCCUUGAGCAUGUCCCGUCCCCCCCUUUUGGAACAAUCACAAUAAUAAGAUACUUGUCUAUAAGGUAAAUGACAACAUUGUUCCUUCAAUAGUCAUGAGGCCAGUUUGCCAGAUGAAUCCAACACACUGAAUGGAUUAGGAGGAAUGGGAAGGUACAAUUUGUAGAAACAUGUUCCAAAUUGCAAUCCUUGCAUGUUUAAUGUUUCUAGGUGAAAUUAAUAUUAAUUUUCCUUGACUGAUCUAAUUUCUUUGAACAUUAACUGGUUUAAUUAUUUGUAAGCCUGACUUUUACUAAAUGGAGAAAAGAAAAUCACGCUGCCUAUUUGGUUACAGUUAUUUUAUUUCUUAAAAAAAAAAACAUGGCAGAACAUGAUAUUUGUAUUUUAUGGAAUUAGAUAAUUUAUUAAAAUGUAUUUUUGUCUACACA
Molecule: messenger RNA, 4758 nt
Organism: Pantherophis guttatus
Lineage: Eukaryota; Metazoa; Chordata; Lepidosauria; Squamata; Colubridae
Gene: MAP6D1
Product: MAP6 domain containing 1
Biological process (GO): cytoskeleton-dependent intracellular transport; regulation of microtubule cytoskeleton organization; microtubule cytoskeleton organization
Cellular component (GO): microtubule; Golgi-associated vesicle; cis-Golgi network
Molecular function (GO): calmodulin binding; microtubule binding
Source: RefSeq, a predicted model, not a curated record